GGAUACUGUUGCAGGGUAAAACAAUCUCUGCCGACUCCAGUGUUCUCCGAUGCGGAGGUGCCCGUAACCCAUCUUGCGGUUAACUUCCAAUGGCGCGACCGGACAGACGCAUCAAUCUAGCGGUCGCCAGGGCCAUUCCUCCUUUUUUACUGUGUGUCUUCAUCUAUGCAUCCUAUCUGGUCACUAAGCCUUUAUGCAUCGACUAUCUGAUUCAUCCUCUUUCCAAGUAUGACCGCGGCAGUCGCACUGGCGCUGGAAUCGUCAUCCUCGUCAUAUACUACAUUCUCCUUCUCAUUGUUCUGAUUACAUACUCGCGACUCUUGCAUACCGUGACCUGGAACGCUGGACUACUGGCGCGAAGAACCUCUUCACCAGUAGACAAUGAGUGUGCGCCGCCUCAGUCAUCAGGUCGCCAUCAUCGAAAGAAGAAGAAGCAUCGACGGCAUAGAAGUGCAGAAAAGGCUGACGCAAUAGACAGGGAUGUGGAGAGUGGAGCCGAAUCGACUGCUGAUGUAGAGACCACACCUUGGGACACACAUGGAUUGGAGGAAUUUUAUACCAAAGAUGUUUUUGUUUGCCAGCCGGAUGGCCGGCCUUUAUAUUGCUCUACGUGUUGUCAUUUCAAGCCCGAUCGGACUCAUCAUUGUCGAGAGGUCGACAGGUGUGUUCGCAAAAUGGACCACUUCUGCCCAUGGGUCGGAGGAGUGGUUGCUGAAACAUCCUUCAAAUUCUUCAUUCAAUUCGUGUUCUAUACUAUGUUAUACUGCGUCUUUUGCUUAAUUAUUUGUGCAGUGUUCACUGCCGAGAUCAGAAGCCAGGUCGGAGGGACAAAUCCUCACCUGGCCGUUGGAAUUGGCUUCUCUGUGCAACUCGCCAUGCUCAAUCUGACGACAAUCGAAAAUAUCAAUCGUCGAUCCGCUGUAUGGACCUUGGCUAUUCGCGUGCCGAAACAUCUGCUUAAUAGACUCAAUCCUGGCUCUCGAUGGGCCCCAACCUUUCGCACCAUUACCUACCCUUUACCUCCCAUGCCACUCACGGAUGAAGCACAAGUGGACCAUCAACCGGCCGGCGAAAAGCAUGUUUUCGCGAUCCUCCAAACAUUGCCCGGAGAGAACCCCUUUGACCUCGGUAGUUAUUUCAAGAAUCUCCAACAGGUGUUGGGCUACAAUGUUAUCGACUGGUUUCUGCCCCUCAAGCAGAGUCCGUGUGCAGUGCGUAAGGACUCCACUAGUUUCUUCGAACUUGGUCCAGUGGUGUCACGAUUGAAGCGAGAGGCCGGACUUGAAAAGUCCGAUUCGGAUGAGACUCGUUGCUGACAGGAGCUUGACUCGAAACAAUUGAGAUUGUAAAACAAGACAAAAAAAAAAGGAAACAGGGUUUCCAACACUCGAGUCUCAAGAUUGGAUAGGUUGAAUCUAAGGUCGACUUGACACUGCACAUGUUAUAUCCAUUCCCCUCAUUUGCGGGUUAGACAGAGGC
Molecule: messenger RNA, 1479 nt
Organism: Aspergillus saccharolyticus JOP 1030-1
Lineage: Eukaryota; Fungi; Ascomycota; Eurotiomycetes; Eurotiales; Aspergillaceae
Product: DHHC family palmitoyltransferase
Exons: 5
Coding region: 90-1316 (408 amino acids)
Biological process (GO): protein targeting to membrane; peptidyl-L-cysteine S-palmitoylation
Cellular component (GO): endoplasmic reticulum; Golgi apparatus
Molecular function (GO): protein-cysteine S-palmitoyltransferase activity
Source: RefSeq, a predicted model, not a curated record